This is a messenger RNA of Sitophilus oryzae (rice weevil), 3029 nucleotides long. Its product is annotated as WD repeat domain phosphoinositide-interacting protein 2. The transcript has 8 exons. The record is from RefSeq and is a predicted model, not a curated record. NCBI's taxonomy places the organism in Eukaryota, Metazoa, Arthropoda, Insecta, Coleoptera, Curculionidae. Gene Ontology annotation, cellular component: cytosol; extrinsic component of membrane; phagophore assembly site membrane. Gene Ontology annotation, biological process: protein lipidation; nucleophagy; protein localization to phagophore assembly site. The coding region runs from base 187 to 1476 and encodes 429 amino acids. Gene Ontology annotation, molecular function: protein binding; phosphatidylinositol-3-phosphate binding; phosphatidylinositol-3,5-bisphosphate binding.
GACAUUCCAAGCAUCAGCUGUUCACAAAAUUGAUUUGUGAUUGUGUAUUGUGUAUUUAUGUUGCAAAAUUUGUUAGUAAUUGUGUUUUAUCUUCAGUCGAUCGAAAUUUCGUAGAAAGUGACGAAGAUUCUUCGUUAGUUUUUAAAGUGAUAGUAAGUUUAAGAAGUGUUAUUAUCUAUCGGACUCAUGAGUAGCACAAGUUCAGCAGACACCAAUGGAACAAAAAAUUAUUUCGUGAAUUUUAACCAAGACAGCACAUCUUUGGCAGUUGGUGGCAAAUCAGGCUAUAGGCUAUUCUCUCUGGAAUCUGUAGAUAGCAUUGAAAAAAUCUACAGCAAUGCCACAGAGGAUUCCUGCAUUGUCGAGAGGCUGUUCAGCAGUAGUCUGGUGGCCGUGGUAUCACUGGCAGCUCCCAGGAAGCUGAAAGUAUGCCAUUACAAGAAAGGGACGGAAAUAUGUAACUAUUCCUAUUCAAACACAAUUCUUAGUGUUAAACUUAACAGGGCUAGGUUGGUAGUAUGCCUUGAAGAGAGUCUUUACAUUCACAACAUAAGAGAUAUGAAAGUACUGCAUACUAUUAGAGAUACGCCUCCUAAUCCUACGGGCUUAUGUGCAUUAAAUUCAAACAGUGAUAAUUGUUACCUAGCUUAUCCAGGAUCCUCAUCCGUCGGAGAAGUCCAGAUCUUUGAUGCCAUGAACUUGAAUGCAAAAAUUAUGAUCCACGCACAUGACAGUCCAUUGGCAGCUCUAGCUUUCAGCCCAAACGGUGUCAGAAUUGCUACCGCUUCGGAAAAAGGAACAGUAAUAAGAAUAUUUUCUGUUCUCGAUGGCUCAAAAGUAUUUGAGUUUCGUAGAGGGGUGAAAAGAUGUGUGUCAAUAUCCUGUUUAGCUUUUAGUUUGUGUGGUCAGUUUCUGUGCUGCAGUAGUAACACAGAAACGGUACAUAUAUUCAAAUUGGAAGAACCGAGAGAUAGUCCUAGAAAGAGUGUAGAGGAAACUAGUUGGAUGGGGUAUUUGUCAACUUACUUGCCCACUCAGGUAACCGAUGUUUUUACUCAAGGAAGAGCAUUUGCAACAGCAUAUUUGCCUUUCGGAGGUGUUAAAAACGUAGUCUCAAUAGUUUAUAUAACAGAUGGCCUUCGUCUGUUGGUGGCAACGGAAGACGGCGUUCUGUACAUAUACAAUUUUAACAGUAAAGAAGGAGGCGACCUGGAACUGUACAAAAAGUACCAGCUGGACGACGUUGGUUGCGUCGACCAAGCGGACGCGGCCAAAGUCGACUCGCAAGAGGGCGCAGCCGCAGGCCUUCUAGGUAGCUACGCUGGCAUCGUGAAAGGAAACCACUCGGGCCAAAUGUCAGGUACUGAAUCGGACAAGCUACGCGAGAUGGCUCAAGCCACCGAAGCCCCUCCGAAGGACGCUUUCCACUUCACGGACGACAUGGAAUAUCCUCCACUUACCCAAAACAGUGACUAAGGUUGAUCAACCGCGAAGAAUUCAACCCGUUACACGAACACUAAACGCGCAAAGAAGAUUCAAUGAAUAUGAUGUCGAUCGGAUCCGUUUUGGUCCAUUGUGUUGUGCGAGUCGUCGAUGAUUUGGUCGAUUUUGUUCUAGGGCAUUAUUUUUAAGAGGGUGUUUUGUUAUCGUUAAAAAACUCCUAUUUGUUCAAUUUGCAACAAAUAGGAGUUUCUUUUUUUAAUUAUUGGGUUAUUGAAAAAAAAUCUGUGAAGAAAAUUUAUUCAGCAUGUACAGUAAUAAAAGAUCUUUCGAUAUAUGCCAUGAGCCAACUGUCAUUGCGACAAAUUACAAAAAUCAUCUAUACAUGUAUGAAGAAAGUUAGGUGACAAGUUCUCAAAGAAAGUCGAUGAGUUCAAUAUUCGAUUCUACGCCUACGUACCAAGUUUCAUAAAUAUAUAAAAAAAUAAACAUUUUCAAAAAUCUCGAAAAAAUCCUUGUAUAUUUAUGAAACUUUGUACACACACAUUAAAUAAAAUUGAAUUAUAAAUAACUUUUCCCUUUGAUACUUUCCAAUAUUUUGUCUCUAACCUCACUUUUGUGUAAAUGGUAUUUUUGUAAAUUGCCGCCAUAAUAUUUGUCACAUGUUAUAUGUCAAAUUAUUUUUUUAUUUUAUUGGGUAUGCUAAAUUCAUGUAUACACUGUAUAUAUGUAUGUGUACUUUACUAUCAAUCAAGUUUUUUUCUUACAACUUUAUUGUGCUACUAGCAGCUUAAAAAGCAAUAAAACUUGAAAAAAAAAAAUUAAUUUGGGGUGUUUAAGUUUGUUAAAAUAAUAUAUUUGUAUGCAUUUGUAUUUCUGCAGCUUGGUUAAAAAAAUAACUUAUUUAAAUAUAAAACUUUUUUGUCCAUACUAUACACUAAAAUUUAACUUUUUUGUUUAUAAUAGUGUGUAAAUUCUAUACAUCAAGUUGGGGAAGAUUUGAACAGACGACAUCUAAAAAAUGACAGAAAAUACAAUUUACCUGUGAACUAAAAUGACUGACAACAACUGCCGUUCUCAUAGAACCUCUCGUUGGACAGACUUUGGCUAUAACCUUGGCAGUCAUUCUUUUGCUUUUUGUUGUAUAUAGAUUGUCUAACCAAAAAAUAAAAUCACAACAGCGUCUUAUGUCAUUUUAAUUCAAAAUUAAGUUGAUUUUUCUGAUACUUUGAGUCACAUAGUUGACGGUAAACAUAUUUCAUCUUUGUUUAUACAAUUAUUUCCAACAGGAGUUUUAAUCCUUUUUUCUCCUUAAUUCACUAUAGAAAUUAGUUUUAUUCAUUUCGUAAAGCAGUACAAAAUCAUGCAAACAAAACAUCCUCUUAAAAUAUCAUCUAAGUUUUUUCAAUUUUAAUAUCUAUUCUAGAGAAAAUUAAAUGUAAAAUAGUAAAAAAAAUCAUUUAAGUUAAUUAAAACUAAACAAUAUAAAUUAUUUAUUAAAAUCAAAAAUAUAAAAAUUGUGUAUGUCUGUACAAGAAAUAUAGCACUCUAAAUAGGAUAAUGGUAAUAAUUUUAAAACACAAAAAAAA